Molecule: messenger RNA, 333 nt
Organism: Panthera uncia (snow leopard)
Lineage: Eukaryota; Metazoa; Chordata; Mammalia; Carnivora; Felidae
Product: small nuclear ribonucleoprotein F-like
Exons: 2
Coding region: 1-297 (98 amino acids)
Biological process (GO): mRNA splicing, via spliceosome; spliceosomal snRNP assembly
Cellular component (GO): U1 snRNP; catalytic step 2 spliceosome
Molecular function (GO): RNA binding
Source: RefSeq, a predicted model, not a curated record
AUGCCGACGCAUAGCUACUCCAGUCAGGAAGGACGGGCAACAGCUGGGUCGGUGCUGAGUGGCCUGCAGCAUUUGCUUGUAGUCGAGAUAAAUUUGCCCCUCAAUCCCAAAUUUUUCCUGAAUGGAUUAACAGGAAAGCCAGUGAUGGUGAAACUCAAGUGGGGAAUGGAGUACAAAAGCUAUCUGGUAUCUGCAGAUGGCUAUAUGAACAUGCAGCUUGCAAACAGAGAAGAAUAUACAGAUGGAGCAUUGUCUGGUCAUUUGGGUGAAGUUUUAAUAAGGUGUAAUGUUCUUUAAUUCAGGGGUGUUGAAGAGGAAGAAGAUGGGGAAAUG